UUGUGGCUAUGUUGGAGACUGUUAGAAGGCUUGCCAUGGUUCGAAUUGCUAAACGGUCUGCUAUUUCUUAUUCACAUGAAGGAUUAUGCACUCCUUAUGUGACCCGUUUCCUUGCUGAUGAGCAUAAGGCAGCUUCUACAUGCUUUGUAUCUCCCAGCACAAAUGGAGCGUAUGAAGUUUACUUGGGAUACGAUAAACACCGAGUUUGUUUAAAUGCCAGAACUUGUACCUGCAUGAAGUUUCAGAUUUGUGGAAUCCCAUGCGAACAUGCUUACGGACUGAUGAUCAAGAAGACAUUGGUAGCUGAAGACUAUGUGUGUGAAUGGUUCAGAACUGCUAAGUGGAGACAGAACUACACAGACGGGCUUGUUCCACAAAGAGGUCCACGCUUUUGGCCUUCCACUGGGGGUGAGAAUGUGUAUCCACCUCCAAAGCCGGACGAUGAGAAGAUCGACAAGAAGAGGAAGAAAGGUGUUAAUGAGUCACCUACCAAGAAGCAACCAAAGCAAAAGAAAAGAAUCAUGCAUUGUGGGAUUUGUGGUGCAGCUGAUCAUAACUGUAGGUACCACCAGAAGAAGAAGAAUAAGAAGAAUACAACACAAGUGGAAUCUUCUCAAGGUUGUCUCACUCAAGAGAAGUAAUGUGGGAUGGAGGAUUAGCAUAAGUAGGACUGUUUUUUUUUUUGGGUUUAUGA
This is a messenger RNA of Camelina sativa (false flax), 694 nucleotides long. The record is from RefSeq and is a predicted model, not a curated record. NCBI's taxonomy places the organism in Eukaryota, Viridiplantae, Streptophyta, Magnoliopsida, Brassicales, Brassicaceae.